Ostertagia ostertagi is the source of this 1566-nucleotide messenger RNA. NCBI's taxonomy places the organism in Eukaryota, Metazoa, Nematoda, Chromadorea, Rhabditida, Trichostrongylidae. The record is from the annotation of a GenBank genome assembly.
AUGUUGCGGCCAAGGCAUGUCAUUCUUUCCGACGCACUUAUGCAGCUUUGUGUGACUAUUACGACCAACCUUAUAGAGAAGAAGUAUCUUGGGAUGUUGAGAAGAUUUAUGCGAGAUUUGAUUCCGAUCACGGGCGUUCUACAAUAUUCGUCUUACUUUACGGGUCUUGCUGCCGACGGGAUUCGAAUGACUUCGGAGAUGAUUGAUGUGAUAAUGGCUGUCAUCCGCAAAUCACGUCACUUGCAGGUGCUUCAGUUGAAGAACUGUGCGCUUCCGCGAGAUUUUAUCACCCUUUUUGCAUCGGCCUUACAGCAAAAUCCUUCUAUACCACUAGAAGCACUGGAUCUAUCAAAAAAUGUUCUAGAUGAUAAGAAAGGUUUUGUGCUGCUAUCCGGAGUGCUUCCACGAUUGACCACUCUGCGUCAGGUCAACUUUUCCGAAUGUGGCCUCACUGAAAAGUGUUCACAGCUGUUCUGUACAGGAAUCUAUUCUGCACUUACGGCUAAAUCCAACAGCGGAACGAUAUCGAGCCUAACGGAAUUGAAUUUUUCUACGAAUGUUUUAAAAGAUGAUGUGUCUUCGCUGGUUAACGUGGUCUCGCUGUGCACCAGUUUACGGGUUUUGGACUUGACCGACACGGGCUUCCCUUUGGAUAAAAUCUGGGCUGCCUUGAAAUAUGGAGGUCUUCAGAUAGAGAAGCUAUAUCUUGGUGGAUGCUAUGCUGGAAAGAAAGCGUCUGACUAUGCACAGCAAGUGAAGGAGUUUUUCUCGAUGGCUGUGAAUUUGUCGUUCAUAAGCUUCACUAACACGAUACUACCGGCGGAGUUGAUGAAAGCAAUGCUGCUUGGAUUGGCGAGCAACCAGCAGUUGAAGCCGUUUCACCUAGACAUCAGUGGUACCUGUGAAAAGAAUUGCAGUUCAGUGUUGGAAGCGUGCUUAGGAGGUGUCCAGUGCAGUAGUAUUUCACUACGAGAUAACAACUUGGAAACAGAAAUGCAGGCUGUUGUUCAUGCGCUUGGUAAUAUUAAAACCCUACGCCGCGUUGAUUUGGGUGGUGCCAAUUUAAUUGCACUUCGUCGCUCGUCGAAACAGGCCCAUGCUGCGACUAUCAACAAGACGAUUCUUGAUGUUGUGAAGCUGUUUUCUGAUGAGUCUUGCCUGGAAGAAUUGAUCUUAUCGGAUGCACGGCUUGGACCUCACCUUAGUGUCCUACUGAAUACACUUGGAGCAACAACUUCCCUCCGUCUACUUGACAUAUCAAAUAACGAUUUAGGACAUUUUGGGGCGCGAAUUCUUUCCAAGGCCCUCCAAUUGAACGUCUCUUUGCGAACGAUUAUCAUUGACAAUAACCAUUUGGGUGUUGAAGGACUAUACGACAUUGCAACAGCGUUGAGCAUGAACAAGACCCUCACAUCAUUACCGUAUCCCGUUCAAGACGUAUGCGAAUGCUUAGCAAGAGCUGGAUGUGAUCGUGUACGGCUUUUAUCAGCAAUGUCACAAAUGGAGUCUUGUCCUGGAGAAGGAAUCGUUCCCCUGCUAAUUCGGAUUUCGCAAACUUCCGAAUAA